UUUGCUUUAAAACCAACAAACACUAAAAUAUAUAACAAUCAAAUAGAAGUUCUACAAUAUCACAAAUAAAUAAACCCAACAUGGCUGAGGAUACGUCUCCGGAUAUGUCAGCGCGUGUCUCAAUCUAUAGUGUGGACGAUCGGCCAGAAAUUAAAGUCCUGCAUUAUGGAUCCUCACUCAUGGCAGCUAUGGAGCUUUGUAAGAAGCCCUUGUGUGAUGAUGCGGACCUGCAAUGCAUUAUCGAUAUGGUGAUUGCCACAAUUUGCGAAGCAAAGAAAAUCGUAGCAUCGGAUCCACGUAAACUAUUUUGCUACAAGCUGCCAAAAAAUCUAAAUUUCUUUGACUUUUCGGUCGAUGCUAUUGGAUCUAGCACAAGUGACUUUUCGCGAAGGUGGCUGCAAAUUGGCGACUUUAAUUAUAACAAUGUGAUUUCUGUAAUACGCGACUUUAUCGGACAAUGGCAGCUAUCCACGGACACCAAAUGUGUAGUGUUGUCAAAUAAGCGCCAGCACUAUAUCCCCAUGAAGGGCACUAUUUACUUUGUUGAUGCGCAUUUUUCACGGCCAACGCCGCGUUGUCCUAAUCCUCUAGCCGUGGCGAAGGUGCGCUUCAUUAUAACAGUUUCAGAUGUAUUGCAGCGGUAUUAUCCUGUCAUGAUUACAUAUCGCUUUGAAGGAUAUAGUACGCUCUUCUACGCUCUCGGUGAGCAAACCAUGAGCUCGUAUGUGUUCCAAAGGUUCUACAUUGAUACUAUAUUGCACACAAAGCUAAGUUUCUAUGCAGAGAUUUGCAAGUGCCGACACGGCACAUUGGAAAAUCCUCGACAUAAUGCAAAGCCCAAGGCAGUUGUUAAUCCAAAGCAUGCUUCAAACCCUAAAUAAAAUACUAACUGCAAAGUUUCCGCUAGGCAAUGCAAACGCUGCUCGGCUAUGCCCAGGCAGAUGCCCAGCUUAUCGCGUAGUUCAUCC
Molecule: messenger RNA, 968 nt
Organism: Drosophila busckii
Lineage: Eukaryota; Metazoa; Arthropoda; Insecta; Diptera; Drosophilidae
Exons: 1
Coding region: 81-881 (266 amino acids)
Cellular component (GO): cAMP-dependent protein kinase complex
Molecular function (GO): protein kinase A regulatory subunit binding
Source: RefSeq, a predicted model, not a curated record